AGCCUGGGCAACAGAAUGAGACUCUGUCUCAAAAAACUAAAAUUUUUUUUCUUAAAAAAAAGAUAAUGUAGGAGGAGGUUUUGCAGGGAAGAAUAAGGAGGACGUUGAAGCAGGAGGAAGGCUGUGUGUCUGUAGCUGGGAGGCAGGAGCUGGCAGGCCUGGUGGAGGCCCUGAGCAGACAGCCACUACUCCCCACUACCUUGGCAGGCACAGGACCCUCCAGCCCAGGGGGCUGAGCUCCAGCUUCCUGCUUCUCUUCUCCUGCCUCCCCACUAAGCAGAAGGGACCCCUGUGACAUUGGGGCAGUCAGGGGCCUAGGACUCAGCCCUGAGGCUUGAGAGACCUUUCCCUUCUGUAAGCUUUUGCCACAAGAUCCCUGAUCCCCCACCAGGUCCUCAAGCGCUUGAGCAAGUGCUCAAGGACCCCCACUGUCUGGGACAAAAUCGAACCGCCUGCUUCUGUCUCUUUCUCACCAGCUGACUUCUCCGCUCCCAUUCUCUCCAUCCUUCCCCUCCUCUCUGUGGCAAUGGCAAAGCACAAGCAGGAAAGGAGGAAACUGACCGUCCUCUGUCCAUUUCAGGAGCAGGAGAGACUCCUCAGGAAGACUCACAGGACUGUACCCACUGCCUGCCAUGUCUCUGUGGCCACCUUUCCGAUGCGGAUGGAAGCUGGGGCCAAGGUACUCUAGGAGGGCCUCUCCACAGCUCCCCCAACAGGACUUCGAGGCCCUGCUGGCAGAGUGCCUGAGGAAUGGCUGCCUCUUUGAAGACACCAGCUUCCCGGCCACCCUGAGCUCCAUCGGCAGCGACUCUCUGCUGCAGAAGCUGCCACCCCGCCUGCAGUGGAAGAGGCCCCCGGAGCUGCACAGCAAUCCCCAGUUUUAUUUUGCCAAGACCAAAAGGCUGGAUCUGUGCCAGGGCAUGGUAGGAGACUGCUGGUUCUUGGCUGCUUUGCAAGCUCUGACCUUGCACCAGGACAUCCUGAGCAGGGUUGUUCCCCUGAAUCAGAGUUUCACUGAGAAGUAUGCUGGCAUCUUCCUGUUCUGGUUCUGGCACUACGGGAAGUGGGUUCCUGUGGUGAUCGAUGACCGCCUGCCCGUAAAUGAGGCUGGCCAGCUGCUCUUUGUCUCCUCCACCUACAAGAACUUGUUCUGGGGAGCACUUCUGGAAAAGGCCUAUGCCAAGCUUUCUGGUUCCUAUGAAGACUUGCAAUCAGGACAGGUGUCUGAAGCACUUGUAGACUUCACUGGAGGGGUGACAAUGACCAUCAACCUGGCAGAAGCCCAUGGCAACCUCUGGGACAUCCUCACCAAAGCCACCUACAACAGAACCCUCAUUGGCUGCCAGACCCACUCAGGGAAGGAGAAGAUUCUGGAGAAUGGGCUGGUGGAAGGCCAUGCCUAUACUGUCACAGGAAUCAGGAAGGUGACCUGCAAACAUAGACCUGAAUAUCUUGUCAAACUACGGAACCCGUGGGGACAGGUGGAAUGGAAAGGAGACUGGAGUGACAGUUCAAGUAAAUGGGAGCUGCUGAGCCCCAAGGAGAAGAUUCUGCUUCUGAGGAAAGACAAUGAUGGAGAAUUCUGGAUGACGCUGCAGGACUUUAAAACACAUUUCGUGCUCCUGGUUAUCUGUAAACUGACCCCAGGCCUAUUGAGCCAGGAGGCGGCCCAGAAGUGGACGUACACCAUGAGGGAGGGGAGAUGGGAGAAGGGGAGCACAGCUGGUGGCCAGAGACAAUUGCUGCAGGGCACAUUUUGGAAGAACCCGCAGUUCCUGCUGUCUGUUUGGAGGCCCGAGGAGGGCAGGAGAUCCCUGAGGCCCUGCAGCGUACUGGUGUCCCUGCUCCAGAAGCCCAGGCACAGGUGCCGCAAGCGGAAGCCUCACCUCGCCAUUGGCUUCUACCUUUAUAGGGUGAACAAGUACCAUGAUGACCAGAGGAGACUGCCCCCCGAGUUCUUCCAGAGAAACACUCCUCUGAGCCAGCCUGAUAGGUUUCUCAAGGAGAAAGAAGUGAGUCAGGAGCUGUGUCUGGAACCAGGGACAUACCUCAUCGUGCCCUGUGCAUCGGAGGCCAACCAAAAGUCAGAGUUCAUCCUCAGGGUCUUCUCCAGGAAGCACACCUUUUAUGAAAUUGGCAGCAAUUCUGGUGUCGUCUUCUCGAAGGAGAUAGAAGACCAAAAUGAAGGGCAGGAUGAAUUCUUCACCAAAUUCUUUGAAAAGUAUCCAGAAAUUAAUGCAGUUCAAUUGCAGAACAUCCUGAACCAGAUGACCUGGUCACAUCUGGGGACCAGACAGCCCUUCUUCAGCCUGGAAGCCUGCCAGGGUAUCCUGGCCUUACUGGACCUUAAUGCGUCGGGUACUAUGAGCAUCCAGGAAUUCAGGGAUCUGUGGAAGCAGCUGAAGCUCUAUCAGAAGGUUUUCCACAAGCAAGACAAUGGGUCAGGAUACCUGAACUGGGAACAGCUGCGUGCUGCCAUGAAGGAGGCAGGAAUCGUGCUCAGUGAUGACGUCUGUCAGCUGAUGCUCGUCCGCUACGGCUGCCCCCGCCUCCAGAUGAGCUUUGUCAGCUUCGUCCACUUGAUGCUGCGUGUAGAGAACAUGGAGGAUGUCUUCCAAAACUUAACCCAAGAUGGCAAAGGGAUAUACCUCCAGAAGCCAGAGUGGAUGAUGAUGGCACUGUACUCCUGAGAAGGCUGAGUCUCGCCUGCCCUCACUGAAGACUCUGCUUGUGGCCCAAGAGCAGCCUUUGGCUGAGACCAACCCGUGCCCACCCUACUUACUGAUCUUCAGGACUGCCUCACUAGUCGUCACCUUCUCAGCUGGGAAUAUUUCUCCUCUGCAGCCCUCCCCCUGCAUGGCCAGCAUGCAGAAAGGGAAGGGAGGAAGUAAAGAUUGCAUCAGAUUUGUCAAAGCUAGCCAUCCUUCCCUGAGGCCACAACCUUGUCACAAGCAGAGAUAUUACCUGACAUGGCCUAAGCAUUCUGACUCCAGAGCUAGUGUGCUUAGCCUCUAUACAACACUGCCUCUGUGGCUGCAAACUCAAGUGACUUUAGACAUGCCAUAUGUUCUCACAUGUGGGGUAAUCAUCUAGGUUUUAAGGUCUGGAGAGGGAAUGAUAUAUCCUUAGACAUUUAGUCCCAGCAUUUGCAAAUUAGUAGAGACAUAGGCUAAGUUUCAGCUGUUUGGGGAUGGAGUUAGGGAUAUAGUGGGUUUUCAGAAACACAGACAAUAAGAGAAUUGCCAGAGUCCAGAUGGGGUGGGCUGGCUCUGGCAUCUGAGAUCAUGGGGUAGUCUUCUGCCGACAAUACCUCCAUAUGAUUGGAUUUGGGGGAACCCAGUAGGUUUAGAACACCUAAGUUCUCAAAGGGCUUCCUGCUUGUGACAGGUGUCAGUCUGUUCACUUGACCUAUAGACUAUCAGAUCCAUUUCAAAUCCGUCCAGAAAUUCUCUGACUAUCUACUUCAAAGAACAAAAACAAACCCGUGCUAAAUUAUAGAGUCAAUCAGCGGGUGGUUGGUAUAUCUGAUUUUUUGAAGUACCACGAUACACUUUGUUUGUUUCAUCCCUCCGAACCCAGAAUACAGGUGCAAAACCAGAACAAUGGCCUUUUUCCAAAGUCAAUGCAAUUUAUUCAUAAGUUGGCACCUCAGAGCCAUUUAUUACUACAGGUUGAGCAUCCCAGAUCUGAAAACCCCAAAUCUGAAAUACUCCAAAAUCUAAAAUUUCUGAGAGUAGACAUGAAACUCAAAGGAAAUUGGGGCAUUUUGGAUUUUGAAUUUUUGGGUUUGAGAUGUUCAGCUGACAAAUCUAUAAUGCAGAUAUCCUGAAAUCUGAAACACUUCUGGUUCCAAGCAUUUUAGUUAAGAGAUACUCAACCUGUAUUCUAUUUAAUUUUAACUUACAAACAAUUGUAACCAACGUGGCUGUUUGAUUUCCAAGUCCAUAGCAGACUCAGGAAGGAAGCUGAAUGAAGUGAUAAAAGUGUGUCCGUUGGCAGAAGGACUAAAGGAGAUUUGAGCACCUGUCACAUGAGUACUGUACCGGAAGAAAGGAGCACUUUGAAAGCACAGUUUAAGAGGUAGGAAAGUAUUUUAUUUAGGGAAAAAACCCUUCAUUUAUUCCAAAUGAUAGAAGGUAAAACGGGUUUCCAUAAAGUGCUAGAUACAUGAAAUAUUGUUGAUUUUAUAAAAGAUGAUCAUGUAUUUGUAACCUUUUACAGAUUUUUAUAUCCAUCUACUUAUUUGUAUCUUUGUCUUUAAAAUCUGCCAUUGUAAAUAGCUGUUUUAAUAAAACAAUUUUGUCUUGGCCCAUGAA
Chlorocebus sabaeus (green monkey) is the source of this 4316-nucleotide messenger RNA. The record is from RefSeq and is a predicted model, not a curated record. Lineage: Eukaryota; Metazoa; Chordata; Mammalia; Primates; Cercopithecidae.